ACCCCAAAUCUCACAAGCUUCCAUCGCUACAAAAUGGCUCAAAUGAGUUUCUCUCUCAUCCUUCUCUCUCUCACUACAAUUCUCUCCCUUCUAAUCCCUGCCCUCAAUGCUCAAUCUGCUCCGGCUCCCGCCCCCUCUGGCCCUAUCAACAUUACCGGAAUCCUGGAAAAAGCCGGCCAAUACACCACCUUCAUCCGCCUCCUCAAUCAAACACAAGCAGGAAACCAGAUCAAUAACCAACUGAACAAUUCCAAUGAGGGAAUGACUGUUUUUGCCCCCACAGACAAUGCAUUCCUUAAUCUCCCCGCAGGUACUCUUAACAAGCUUUCAGCCCAACAACAAGUGCAGCUUGUUCAAUACCAUGUUCUUCCUAAGUACCACACUAUAGAAAACUUGCAGACAGUCAGCAACCCUGUUAGAACUCAGGCAACAGGCCAAGAUGGUGGAGUUUUUGGGCUAAAUUUCACAGGACAGGGCAAUCAAGUUAAUGUUUCUACCGGAAUUGUUGAUGUCCCAAUUUAUAAUGCAGUCAGAAAAAACUUCCCUUUGGCUGUUUACCAAGUGGACAAGGUUUUGUUGCCUGUGGAAUUUUUCCAAGCCAAGGCUCCGGCUCCUUCUCCUCCGGCCCUCAAUGGCACGAAAAGUAAUUCCGAUGACGAUAACAAAGCACCUGAUGCCUCGUCUCCGGCAAAUGGAUCUGGGAAGAUGAGUUUGGGAUUUGGAUUGGUCUCUGGCCUUUGGUUAAUGCUGUGCUAUUUGGUAUAAAAAUGAUGGGAUAAGUUGCUCUGGACCGUUUAGACCUGCAUUAAAUUGAUUCAUGCAUGCAUGUUUUCUGUCUGGAUUUCUACUUUAAUUAUUUUCAUUUUUUUUCUUUUUUUGUAUUGAUAUAUUAAUUUCGUUAACUUGUUUUCUUCGAUGGAGUUCGACCGUUUCAUGUAA
Molecule: messenger RNA, 939 nt
Organism: Olea europaea var. sylvestris
Lineage: Eukaryota; Viridiplantae; Streptophyta; Magnoliopsida; Lamiales; Oleaceae
Product: fasciclin-like arabinogalactan protein 13
Exons: 1
Coding region: 34-765 (243 amino acids)
Source: RefSeq, a predicted model, not a curated record